CUUGGGUAGGGCGAGUGGGCGACCGCCACAGCUCGACGGCAGGGUCGCCACUGCUGGCCAUCACCGACGAACACCACCACCGGCCGCGGACGAAGGGACAGCCAAGCCCUAUCCCACCGACGUCUUCCACCGUGGACACGCCCCCCCCCCCCCCCCCCCCCCCCGGCUUCCCUUUCCUGCCCUCUGCCGGGUCGGGUGGGACUGCAGCGGCGUGAAGUAGAGAUCCAGGGGGACUUGGAUCGUUUUAUCCGUUCCUAGGUCCUUCUUCCUAUUCCCAGCGCACAAGGCUAUCUUAUCCGAGCUGCUGGGGGUUGAGUGCGAGGUCCCGUUGACGGUGGAGAUGGACAAGUUGCGGCAAUUCGGGCGGAAGGCAUGGUUCAUCGUGCGUGUGAUGUCUGGUUACGAGGAGAAGAGGAUCCGGUCCUACAGGCUGCAGCUGCAGAAGCGCAUCGAGAUGGCACAAGCUAGAAAGGAAGAGCUGCAGAAACUGCCAGAAAAGGUUAUCUUGUCGGAGGUUCGUCAAGCAGUACAGAAGAUGCAAGCUGUAAAUCAGCAGCUUGACGAAGCUGAAGCUGCUAUCGAUGAGUAUUUUAAACCGAUUGACAAGAACGCCAAAAUCAUAGCAGAUAUGCAGUUAGAGAAAGAGGAAAAACAAACCAAGGAGAUGACAAAACUUAUGCAGGAACAGAUGAAAAUGCGAAGAGAAAUCAUGAUGACAAGAGCUGAGGCUGCAAGCGUCGAGUCCAGUGAUACUAAAGCGGGUGGAAAAGUGGCUAACAUCCCUCCGAAAUAAGACACUGGAAAAGUGGGAGUUAUUGUGCGUAUGUGCUAUAUGCUAGGAAAUAAGUGCGUACUUACAAUUAGACAAUCGCUAAUUGUGUGGUUAGCGAAGGCUAUUGUGCUGCUUCUUUCCAUUUCAUGUUUUAUCCACAUAAGCUUUGCUUUGUGCGAUAAUGUGCUCUGUCCAUUAACAUGUUACAUUUACUACAGCAAGUAUGUUGAGGUGCUGUGUCAGUUUAUUUUUUCUGGGGACUUGUCGAAUCCCGCAAUUCGAGGUGUCCAGCGUUUCAGAUUUGCUGCUGGAUGAUAAAUUGUUGAUUUUGCCUUACUCAUUUCUUCUGAGGUC
Molecule: messenger RNA, 1126 nt
Organism: Zea mays
Lineage: Eukaryota; Viridiplantae; Streptophyta; Magnoliopsida; Poales; Poaceae
Source: RefSeq, marked predicted